Molecule: messenger RNA, 3470 nt
Organism: Cyprinus carpio (common carp)
Lineage: Eukaryota; Metazoa; Chordata; Actinopteri; Cypriniformes; Cyprinidae
Product: kyphoscoliosis peptidase-like
Exons: 7
Coding region: 86-2650 (854 amino acids)
Source: RefSeq, a predicted model, not a curated record
AAUAGAUAUAUACAGACCCCUGCAAUAGAAACCAAGACAUAAUAUAAACCUGCUACUACCAACACUACUAGAAGUGACAGAAGGUAUGAGUGUCACAGCUGCAAAAGCUCAAACUGAUCAACAACCAAUCACGACAGAAAACAGCAACCGAGGCCGCCAACCAGAAGAAACUGUCACAGAUUCAAACAGUGACACGCAUAAACAAAACUUUGAUUUGAAAGUUGAAAAUGGUGUGGUGAAAUACAAACUUCAGAAUGUAUCUGAAAUCCAACAGACCAGCAUGAAGGAUGAGAACAGCACUAAAAUCUGUUUGACUAUUAAGAGCCAUCGAGGAGGUUCACCUUCAGUGGAGAAAAAUGACCCAAAGCCAUUAACCACUGUACCAAUACAAGAAAAUGUGGUUUCACAUAAGGCAUGGUUAAAGAACUAUGAAGGGAAGUUAUGUGAGGAACAACGGCCGAGUACAAAGCGCCAACUGUCCGCUGAGAGUGCGGCGAAGUCAGUGAAUGUAAGAAAGAGAAGCACUGUGAAAAAGAGCCAAGAAGAGAUUGUGAAAGCCCUCUCAGUUGCCAGCCCUGGCACACAGUCUGGGAAACCUUAUCUACCUGCAGUCUCCUCCUCUCAGAGGAAACCCAGAAAAUUGCUGUUCUCCAGCACUGAUAUUUUCAACAAAGUAGACACAUUCUCAAUCCAAAAAGGAAGAGAGUUGAGGGAGCAGGAAGUAUUUGAUGCUCGGAAGAUUGCUCGUGCAGUCACUGAGGGGGGCAGAAAUGAUGUGGAAAAACUCAGGGCCAUAUGGAUCUGGCUGUGUCAUAAUAUUGAGUAUGAUUUGGAGGGAUACCUUGGUCUUUCUCAGAAGAUUUGCUCUUCUGAUGAGGUCAUCAGGACAGGAAAGGGUGUAUGUAGUGGAUACUCCAGACUGUGUGUGGAGAUGUGCAGGGAAGUGGGCAUUGAGUGUGUGGAGGUGAGCGGGUACAGCAAAGGCAUUGGAUACCAGGCUGGGCACAGUUUAGCUGAGAAGCGUUCCGAUCAUGAUUGGAAUGCUGUCUUCGUGGGGGGUCAGUGGUGGCUGCUUGAUGCUUGCUGGGGCGCUGGCACUGUGGAUAUGAAACGCAAAACAUUUGUGAAGAGGUAUGAUGACUUUUAUUUCCUGACUGAACCUAGUGAGUUCAUAAACUCACAUUUCCCUGAUGACCAGAUCUGGCAACUUCUUACCACUCCCAUCUCCAUAGAAGAGUUUGAAACAAGACCCUUGAAGACCUCAGCAUUUUAUCAGUUUGGAUUGACCCUGACACAACCCAAACAGUACAAAACAAUCACAGACGACGGAGAAGCAAUUGUGUCCGUGAGCUCCUCUAGACUGAUGACCUUUUCGUAUGAGAUGAGGCAGCGGGAUCCCCAGACAGGAGCUCUAAAGCAGGAGGAGGUUGACAGCUCCUGUGGUCUCAUGUCAGUGACUCGUCAAGGGAUGAAGUUGCGAUUACUGCCCCCAGAGCCUGGGGCCUAUGAAGUGAAGCUGUUUGCCCGGCGAGAGGGUGAACCUGGUGUUCUGCGGUGGAUUUGCUCUCUUGAACUGGAGUGCCCGAGUAUCCAGAAGAGGCAGGCCCUGCCUAAUAACCCCUACCUGAAUUGGGGCCUAGCAGCAGGGGCAUCAGCACUAGGUGUCAAGGGUUGCAGCAUCGCAGGAGAAGAGGCCAUAGAGGUGGGUGAGGGAGGUGAGUGCAAGGUGAUCCUACACACAUCAAGACCUCUGAUGAUGGUGUGCGAGCUCACGCACCAUGAGCUUGACGCCACUGCAGCCAAACGGUGCCUUGCGUCACAAAUCACAGCAGAGCAGCUGGUGUGUAACGUCAUGUGCCCGUACAAAGGAUUUUACCGGCUGUCUAUAUUCGUGCAAGAUUACGACAGUGGAAGUGGGACUUUUCAAAAUGCCGGGAACUACCUGCUGCACUAUCAAAACCGAGAACUGAACCCAAACGCAUUGUAUCCUCCAGACUUGGGCCCGUGGUGUGGGCCUGGGUUGCGUUCUCAAGAAGCCGGACUGUCCCAUUUCAGCCACACAGGGGCAAUAGUGAAUGCACCCCAAGGCCGGUGCAACAUUACCUUUCACUGCGCUUCACCAGACCUGCAAAUACAUGCGACACUCUGCACAGAGCUGCAUGAGCAGGCUCAUUUUCCUCUGUCCCGAUAUGUACUCUUGACAUUUACAGAUACAAGUAAGGUAACCGUGAGUGUGCAUGCUCCCAGAGCGGGAGUCUAUCGUCUUGGUAUUUAUGGACGCAAACCCCCUCAGCAGGACUAUAUGUCACUGUGUGACUUUAUAAUCAGGAGUGUGUGUGAAAAGACCGGAGACCCGUUUCCAUGUGUGUAUUCAGCAUGGGGAAGAGGGUGUGUGCUGCUGGAGCCCCGCACAGGUGUGCUGGCUCCCCAGAGUUCAGUGAGUUUUCGAGUGCGGGUACCAGGUGUGCAAAGAGUGUGUGUCGUGGGAGAGAAACGGACGGAUCUGAAGCUGAAUAAGAGCAGAGUUUGGGAAGGUGAGGCUGUCACUGGAAAUGCCACACAACUCAAGCUCGCUGCAGUCACUAAAGAAAGCAAUGACAUGCAUGUUUUAAUGACCUUUGAUGUCCUUAACCUGAAGAAUGAACUGUGAACAGAACAGACUUUUGUCUAGAGGACAAAAGGGCUAUGUUCACACUGCAGUUCAAUGUUGUUUACCAACACUGCAAAAAAUGUAUAAAUUAACUAAUAAUAUUUUGUAGAGAUAUGAAAACAUAUUUAAAACAAAAUAAAAUAACAUAAGACAAACUUUGUAAAAUAGAGUACAAAUCUUUCAAUUUAUUAUUUUUAAUUAAAAUAUUCAAUUAGUUUUAUGCCUGAAAGAAGAAAAUAAUGAUGAAUAUGUUUGCAUUAAAUCAUUAAUCUAAUGCAAAUCAGAUUAAUCAAAUGCAUUAAACUGUACUUUCUAUUCAUUACAAAAUCCUGAAAAAAAAAAAAAUCACAACUGAUCUUUCAGAAUGAAUUCUGAAGGAUCUUGUGAGACUGAAAGCUGCAAUAAUGGCUGCUGAAAAUUAAGCUAUGCCAUUACACUAAUAAAUUAAAUUUUAAAAUAUAUUCAAAUAGGAAAAAAAAAAAGUUGUGUAAUAACAUUGUACGUGUAGUGUAAUAUUAAUUUGAGCUGGUUAAUUUUAACAGGAACUGGGCACUUUGUCUUGCAUUGUGAACAUAGCCUAAAAAAGAAGGAAAGAACAGGACAAAAACAUAUGUAAGAAACAUAUCCAGGUCAAAGUGUGAUAAUAUCCACUCAUUUUUGAAAUAAGCUGUUUCUUAAUGACAUUUAUGUCACUGUAUGUAUGUGUGUGUGUACAUGUGUGAGUGUUAUAUUUGCAUGUUGACACAAAGAGUCUGUAUCCUCGACUGUUCUUAGGAACUGCAAGUAUCAGGGACAUAAAGUGACUACCAGAUUAAAGGUC